Molecule: messenger RNA, 3228 nt
Organism: Diatraea saccharalis (sugarcane borer)
Lineage: Eukaryota; Metazoa; Arthropoda; Insecta; Lepidoptera; Crambidae
Source: the annotation of a GenBank genome assembly
CACCAUUGUUGAGGGCGAUUUUAUCCAAUAGUUUGAUGAAUUUUCCAUUUUUUGUGAUAGUUUACGGUGAAAUAUAACGUUUUGUUUGAAAAGCUACAGUGAUAAGUUUUCAACAAACCAAAAUCAGAACUCCAGAAACUGUAACAGUGUUUAGUUCCAAAACGUAAAUGCGUUCAAAAUGUCACGCGAAGCGAGCAUCAGAUUCGAGAACAGUAUACCAUGCACGAAAUAAAUCCAGUUUUCUUUGAACUAAGUUAUAUAUGAGAGUGGAAUAAUAGUGUCCUUAAUUAGAAAUACACAUGGUAUGCAGUGGAUCCUAGCAACUUUGAUGAGCACACAUGAAAACGUUUCAGAAGUUUCUGUACACGUCGUAAGGGAGCGCAGUUACGCGGGCGAAGGCUUCAAAGUUGCCGGCAUCAUUAUGGUGGACUGAGAGAGUGUUUGUUGACGAUUUUGUGAAGAGUACGUGUUGUAAACAGUGUCGCGACGUCUCUGCGCACGAUGUCUGGUGGCUCGCAGCACAACCCUAACGGUCGGCAAUCACAAUUGGGCCCCGGUUGGAGCCCCCUGCAGAGAGCACUGACUCCUGACCCGACUAAAAUUUGUGACAAUAGACUGAUUAUGUUGAAAUAUUCUACCGCUAUCAAGAAUUUAAGAGUAUACACAUCAGUUACAGGUGGCGAAUUUCCUGGCGCGCGCUCCGCAGGUCCACUUGCCGACAGACAGAGGGGUCACGUGGCACACGCCGACUCCGCCCCCACACCUCUACCAUGUCCCGGCGCCUUCGCCCCCCGACCCAUUGCAGGCAAUGAAGACGGUCGGCAGCAACUCAGUGUUCCGGCACAGCGCCACGCCCCCGGAACUGUUCCGGCACACGCCGACGCCGCCCGACAAACAUCUCAUGAGAGUAUAGACAUCGGGAACCGACUUUGGUUUGUACUGAGUUUAGAUACGAUUGAAACCUUUUUUGAUGCGAAUGUACUUUCCAGACACACGCCGUCGCCUGGUGACGUGAAGACAGGCGCACCGGUACCUCAACUGGACUUGUACCCACACCUUGGACCCGGCAGAGAUAAGCUAGUACGCCCCGAGGAGUUGCUCGCGUACGCUCGCGUGGGCGUGGACUUGUCGCUGAGCGGGCGCGCCAACGGGUCGCCCGCCUCGCCCGCGCUGUCGGUACGCGACGCGCCCACCAUCAACAGCCUCAUAGCGCGCGCCGCCAGCAAGCCUCCCGUCAGGCCGGCGCACGCGCGCGUGGACGCGCUACUGGAGCGUCUGGCCCCCGCCCCCGCGCCCGCGCCCGCCCCCGCGCUCGCCCCCGCCGCCGCCCCCGCGCCCGCGCACGCGCCCGCCUCCCCGCUGUCGGUGAUAGUGCACCCGCGCGCCGCGCCCACGCCCUCGCCGCCCUCCUCCAACGAGGACUCGGCGGACUCGUGCGGCGCCCCUCCGGGCUCCAAAAGGAAACGGAAACCGGAGCGGACCAUCCGCGUGCCCUCCGCCCCCGCGCCCGCCGCCCCCGCCCCGGCCCCCGCGCCCGCGCCCUGCCCCCCGCUCGUCCCCUCCGAUGCCUCCGACCCUGCCCCCGCACCCAAGUCGCCCACCCCGCCCCCCGUCGAGAACGGCGACGCGCCCCACGCGAAAUCGAACGGACCCGAGAAGCCCCCCACUCCACCACCGCCGACGAGAAGAAAAACCAGAUCCGGAUCCGCGGAGACGAUAGACGAUAUCGCCGCGAUGAUCGCCAGCACAGACCGAGCCGAUCAUCCGGUCCCCGCACCGGCAGCGCCCGCGGAGCCCGUCACCGUCGACAAUUUGAAGAGCGUCCUAGCGAGUCCCGAACCGAAGCCCGAAGCCGAUAGAACGGAGGAGAUCCCGCAGGAGAAGCCGCAAGAGACCCCGCAGGAGCCUCCGGUCGAAGCGGCGGCGGCUCCGAGGAGGCGAAGCGCCCGCACUUCCAAUUCGGAAACGGCGAACGUUCCAAUCGAAUCGCCUUCGGAAGCGAAACCGGCCGAGCCGGAAACUAGCGGACCGACCACCGUUGAACCGACCGCGGCCAGCUUCGUCGAAGUCGAGAACCAGCUGGAGAAAAUGUUCGCCGGCAUAGAGAAGGAGGAGCCGACGGAAGAUGGGAAGCCCGAGCGACAGACAGCGAAAGCGAAGAAACGAAGAAAAUCAGCACCCACAAAAGGGGACAGGAAAGCGGCCAGGGUAGCGAGGAGAGCGUCCACAGCGGACGACGGAGCCCGCAGGAAGACGAACAGGAAGAAGGAAACUAAAACGAAGAAGAGAGAUGCGCCAGUGAAAGACGCUUAUGAUUCAGGAAGCAACGCGAGCUCGAGCCGAUCUAGAGGACCGUACAUACAGAUUCGUGGUCCCCGCGAUUCGCCACUAUCCGUGAGCGUUAUAAACGCGUCUACUGGCGAGGAGGAGGAGGCGGGCGUGAUCCGUCGCAAGGGCGAGGAGUUCCGCAACGGUCUGAGAGCGCGCGGCCUGCACGCGAGCACGCUGGGGCUGCGGUACGACGCGACCACGCCCGACGCGACCUGGAGGUGCGCCUUCUGCGAACGGGGACCUCACGCCGCGGGACUGGGGGACCUGUUCGGACCGUACACUAUUGACAACGAUGUCGAAGAGUAUAGUGAAGCGGUACUAAUUAAGUAUGUGGUCUCUUUCCAACCUCCUCACCAUGUUCAAUGGGUCCAACGACUCAGCUAUAAGAGGGUUCGGAUCUGUGGAGGAGGUCACGCGCCGCCGGUACAGCGGCUGCAGCGAGGUGUGGUUCCACGAGUCGUGCGGCGUGUGGGCGCCGGGCGUGGUGGCGUGCGGCGCGCGCGUGUGGGGCCUCGCGGGCGCGGUGUGGGCGGCGCGCGCGCACGCGUGCCCGCACUGCCGCCGCCCCGCCGCGCCCCUCGCCUGCACCGCGCGCCACUGCCCCGCGCGCGCGCAUCUGCCCUGCGCCCGCGCGCACCACUGGCUGCUGGACGAGGACACCUUCCGGGCACUGUGCCCCGCACACAAACCGCAGUGAACGCCGCCCGUGCACUGGACAUAAGUACAGUAGAUAAAGAUUUGAUUGUAAAAAUGAAUUAUAAUGAGCGAUCACUACAUGUGAGAGUGAAGAUAUUGACCUAUCGAACACUGAACGUCGCGUCUGAAUUGCACGAAGUGAUCGUAUACAGUGUUGCCGCCGUUCUGCUUCCUAAGAAUGCCACAAAGCAUAUCUGCUGA